CCUCCCUCCCCCUCAGCAGCAGCAUCCUAGAAGGUGAUCAGUUGGUACUUUCAGCCUCAGCAUCAGCAUCCUCCUCCUCCUCCAUCCUCCCAGAAGAGGAAAACCCGACAGCCGGUGUUUGUGUGAGGUGUGUGUGUGGUUGUUGUGGGGUUUUUUUAAUUAUCCGCGACCAUGGUGGACAUUACGGACGUCGUGUGCCUUCUCGUCCCGCUGGCGCUGCUCGCCGGGUCCAGCGUCCAGACGGACGUGAGGAGCGUGAAGGAGGCGGACAAGACGGGGAAUUUCAUGGAGGACGAGCAGUGGCUGUCCACCAUUUCACAGUACAGCCGCAAGCUCAAGCACUGGAACCGCUUCAGAGACGAGGUAGAGGAUGAUGACGUCCGUACUUGGGAUGAAAAUCAGGGCUCAAAUGACAAUGUAGACACCACCAAGGACCCGUGUCAAAAGGUUAAGUGCAGCCGGCACAAGGUGUGCAUUGCCCAAGGCUACCAAAGAGCUGUGUGCGUCAACCGCAAGAAACUCGAGCACAGACUGAAGCAGCCCGCCCUCAGGUCUCCUGAUGGAAACUGUCAGCCCUGUCCCAUCUCCUCCGCUGGGCCUGUGUGCGGAUCAGACGGACACAACUACGCCUCAAAGUGUAAGCUGGAGCAGCAGGCAUGUCUUACAGGGAAGGAGCUCGCCCUGAAGUGUUUGGGUCUGUGUCCUUGUCCAACCGCUGCCCCCACGCCCAACGAAAGUAAACAUGAGAGCUGCACCGGUCAGGAUCUGGCUGAUCUCGGGGAGCGUCUCAGGGACUGGUUCCAGCUGCUGCAGAGCAACGCCAAGCAGAACAACAGCAGCAAGCCCGGGGCCAGAGCCACCGCAGUCAGCACCACAUCAGUGCUGGACAGGAGCCUGGGCGCCAGCUGCAAGGACUCCAUAGGCUGGAUGUUUUCCAAGCUGGACACCAACAACGACUUGUACCUGGACCAGGCCGAGCUGGCGGCCAUCAACCUGGACAAGUACGAGGUCUGCAUCCGCCCCUUCUUCAACUCCUGCGACUCCUACAGGGACGGCAAGGUCUCCACCGCCGAGUGGUGCCUCUGCUUCUGGAGGGAGAAGCCGCCCUGCCUGUCUGAACUGGAGAGGAUCCAAGUGCUCGACGGCGGCAAGAGAAAGUUUGGCCGAUUCAUCCCUAGCUGCGACGAAGACGGCUACUACAGGAAGCAGCAGUGUGACAGGGGAGAGUGCUGGUGUGUUGGCCAGAACGGAGGAGAAGUCGCCGGAUCUAGGAUUCGUGGGAAGCCAGACUGCGAUAAUGAAAUGGCGUAUUCAGGUGACUUUGGCAGCGGCGUCGGAUGGGAGGAUGAGGAGGAGAAAGGAGCGGAGGAGACUGCAGAGGAGGCUGAAGAGGAAGAAGGGGAGGUGGGAGAGGUGGAUGAUGGGGGAUAUAUCUGGUAAAGGGCCAACCAGGCGUCUUGAUUGUUCCAAACACACAGACACACACACUCGCACGGAGAUCCUGCAAAGAGAUGGACAUGGUGAAGGUCUCGCACUCAGAACAACACUGGCUUAUGAGGGUCGCGUGGGUCGGGAGAGGGAAUAUGCAUAUGUUAUGGGAGGUAAUGGGUGUAUUUAAUGUUGCAGGAUGUUCUUUAACUGGGCAGGGGAAGGGGGAAAUAUUGCUAUUUAGAAAUGUUGGGGUCUGGAGUCAAGAAUUUUGUCCCUCAUACUUGUGAAUCUUUGUUUUCUUCUGUUGUUUGUCCUUUUAACUAUCUUUGAGCAGUUUUUAGCUGAUGCAUUACGGAGACUCUAAGCAGCUGCAGGUGCUUGUCAUGUGGUUGCAUAAAAAAUUUGAUAAAGAUCAGGUGCAUUUCAGUAUUCUAAAGUGGCCUCUUUUUGCAAAUUAACACAAUCUACACAACCAGUUUUUGGUUUUAGGCAGGAAAGCAGUGAAAAGGAGAAAAAGAGGCAACAUUAGAAAACAGAAAAGCACCUUUUUGACUUUACUGUUUACACGUCAUACGCUUUGGCUCAUGUGACAGUAGUGCUCUGUCUCAUCCAUGACUUAUUAAGGAGAAGUUUCUCACGCAUCACUCUUUAGCUUGUAUAUAAUGUGUGUAUCAGAAGACAGAUUGUCACCUAUUAGUCCCGUUAUCAACGCCUUGAAAGACGAGCAGAACGUACUGCUCAGUUGACAAGUGUACAUCGUAUCAUAAUGUGGAACAAUUAUUGUGUUUAAUAAAAAAAAUCAAAUUAAAUAAACUGGUCUUUGUGGUCCAGCAGGCCACCAUA
Molecule: messenger RNA, 2274 nt
Organism: Hippoglossus stenolepis (Pacific halibut)
Lineage: Eukaryota; Metazoa; Chordata; Actinopteri; Pleuronectiformes; Pleuronectidae
Gene: spock2
Product: SPARC (osteonectin), cwcv and kazal like domains proteoglycan 2
Exons: 11
Coding region: 172-1440 (422 amino acids)
Molecular function (GO): protein binding; calcium ion binding
Source: RefSeq, a predicted model, not a curated record